Pimephales promelas (fathead minnow) is the source of this 3282-nucleotide messenger RNA. The record is from RefSeq and is a predicted model, not a curated record. Lineage: Eukaryota; Metazoa; Chordata; Actinopteri; Cypriniformes; Leuciscidae.
GUCGGCACAGACUGGGUGUCUGUAUCUGCAGGAAUGAACUGCUCUCAGCAGGUUUUGGAUAUGAACCUGUUACGGUACCUUCACACCAGUCAUCCUGGAGCACCCGCUGCCGACUUCUUUGUCUUCCACCUGUUGGACGGCAAGAACCGCUCUCCUGCUCAGCACUUCCACAUUACAGUCAAAGAACUGGAGAAAGGAGACAUAGCAUUGUUCCUGAAGCCUGUGAGGUCUAGUCGAGGGGAGCGUGUGGUUCUCACCACAGACGUCUUGCUGGCGGUAGACGGCACUGACAAGCCGGAGGAGCUGCUCUAUGUCAUCACUGUACCUCCAGCACAUGGUCAUUUGGAGUACAUCAAACACACCGGCGUGCAAAUUCAGUCGUUCAGUCAGCUGGACGUAGCAGCAAACCUGGUGUGUUAUGUACAUGACAACAGAGCCACUUCACCAAGAGAGACCCUGCAGUUUGUGGUCAGCAAUGGCAUAUCAACUCGCAACGGGACCCUGGAGAUCUUAGUGGAAAUGACUGAUAAGGUUCUGCCCACACUAGUGCAUAACACUGGUCUACGGGUUCCCCAGGGGUCCACCAUAACUUUGACACCUGAUGCCUUAUUCCUGUCUGAUCCUGACAGUCCACACACUGCCUUGAGCUACAGGGUGGUCCACCCUCCCCUGUAUGGCCAGUUGCUUUUGAAGGGACAGACACUGGUCGCUGGUAGCAGUUUUACCCAGCAGAACAUUCAGGAUCUGGAUGUUUCAUACAGACACUCUGGAGGAGCUUCUCAGAUCGAUCGCUUCAGAUUCACGGCCUCUGACAGCACAGAAAGAGGCUUUCUGUUGGACGGACACUUGCAAACUGAGCCGCUCUUCUUCACUCUGCAAAUUGAAGCUCUCGACAGCUCAGCUCCACAGAUAGCAGUGUUGGAAACCCUAUGGAAAGUGGAGCUUCUCAAAGAUGGUCGUUAUGGGAUCUUUAUUUCCUCCAGAGAGCUUAAGGCUCAGGAUAAGAACUCUGCAGACGGUGAUCUGAUCUAUCACAUCCUCAGACCGCCUUAUUUUGGAUACCUGGAAAAUUAUACCAAUGGUGAGUUUGUGAGGCAUCGUUUCUCUCAGAGGGAUCUGAACAGAAGGAAUAUCCUCUACGUCAUAAACUCUGCUCUGGACUCUUUAACUGACAGCCUGGAGUUUGCCGUGUCUGAUGCACUGGGCAAAUCUGGACUUUCUCACAAAUUGGAGUUUAGCUGGGCCAGUGUGGAGCUGACCAGGACUGAGUAUAUCAUAUGUGAGAGUCAGGGGUCAGUCUCACUAACCAUCCAGAGGAAGGGGAAUGUGCAGGACUCAUCUUAUGUGACUGUACAGGUGAAAGAACUAACAGCAUCUGCUGGAAAGGAUUUUAUACCGGCUUCAUCUUUGAUUCAGUUUGACCCAGGGAUGGUCAGUCGAGGAUGGAGAGUGGAGAUUGUUCAGGACUCUUUAGAGGAAGGUGAUGAGACAUUUGAGGUUACCUUGAUAUCUCCGAUGGGUGCAAUGCUGAAAGACAAAUCUAAAGCCACCAUCUUCAUAAAGGACACAAAUGGGCAGUGCAGAGAGAACCGAAUCAAAGCAGGAACUAGUAUUCAAGGCCAGGAGGAUGAGCCAGGUCCGUACCCUCAACACGGCUCCAUCCAGGUGGAGACAUUACCUUUCUCUCAGGGAUAUAUCAGAGGGGAUGGAGAUAUAACAGCUGAAGCUCCCUCCACUACAAAGAAAACACUCAGAGUCAUUGGGAAUGGAAAAGUGAUUCAGCCUUCGGAAAUGAUUCGUCAUGGAUCUGAUGUCAUUUACAAAUAUCACGGUAUGGUAUCGAUGGCGGUGGAGGACGACGCUGACUCCAGGACUGACAGAAAGGCACAGGUGCAGGUGACCAGCAGGGGGCAGCAUCACGCUCCUGCGCUCAGGACAAAACUACAGCAAACUGGCAGAGUUCUGCAGCCUUCUGGGACUCGGCCUUCUUCUAAACCCUGUACUCCAGAGCUCAGUGGCUUCCUCCACUACAACGACAGCUCAGGUCAGAUGUUUCACUGUAAUGGAGUCUCCUGGAGGCCCUGGACACCUACUAAUGAGACUGUGAAAGCACAGAAAUGUCCUCGAGGAUGGACGUACCACAACGACUUCUGCUAUAUUCUGAGCACAGAGCGCAAAGCCACGUGGAGCACCGCGGUACGGGCCUGCAGAGAAAGCUUCAAUGGAAACCUGGUCAGUGUUUUGUCAAAACGAGACAUGGACUGGCUGUGGGACUUCAGUGAAAGAAAACCCUUUUGGAUUGGUCUGAACGACCGUGAAAGUAAAGGCCGCUGGGAGUGGGUGGGUGGAGAGCCGGUCACUUACACCAACUGGAGGCGGAGCCCUCCAAAAAACAGGAAGAAGGGAAGCAGGAAGUGUGUCCUGGUCUGGAGGAAGACGAAAUGGCAGAUACGAGACUGUAAGAAAGGAAAGGGACACCGUUAUGUGUGUUAUGUUAAAAUGUAAGACUCUGUAGUGCACAGUAAUCGUGACGUGACUCCUGUAAUGUGGUUUGAUUCACAUUAACAACUGUUUGCUGUCAACUCACCGUUUCUUUGUGUGUCUGAGAUCGCACUCUUGAGUUGGUACUUAUUUUGAACGAGUAAUUACUUCACAACCACUAAAAAGUAUGCUCUAUAUAGUAUGUAUGUAAUUUGUACAUACUACAUUCAACAUGUUGUCAUUAUCACAUGACCUACAAAUUGCGUGCGUCGCUUCACCGCCAUUCAUAAAUCCUCUCCCGUGGCCUCAUGGGAUAGUAAAGUGUCCAUCGAUGCACACUUCAGAAUCUCAGAAGAGGUAGGUCAUCUUGGUAAUUUUUGCUUAACCUUUUCUUUUAUGAGUACUGUGGAUUCGGACUUCUUUAGUCACGUACUGAUUUUCACAUACUAUAUAGAAGGAAAUUGUGUGAUUUCAGAUGCCGCCCACAUUUUCUAACUCAGAAGACCACCAUGUGUUGUAAUGUAAGUGUAAUAUGUGCUACUUAAUCGCUAUGUAUUUAUUAAUUUUUGUGCUCUGUAUGUUAUGGGAAUGAUUUUCAAGAAAUCGUCUUAGUUUUGAAGCUAUGUAGAAUUUAGCUAGCAUUAGUUUUUUUAGUUCAUGAAAUGAUUGUUAUAGAAAUAUAUAGAAAACUGUCACUACAAAGACCCAUACUUUUGAAUAAAAAUUCCUGACAUGUUAUGACAGCUGAAAUUAAUGCUCUAUUUUGAUUUCUCUGGAAAUUAUAGCUAUCUAACAAUUGUG